Messenger RNA from Dioszegia hungarica, 1185 nucleotides. RefSeq names its product concanavalin A-like lectin/glucanase domain-containing protein. Gene Ontology annotation, molecular function: hydrolase activity, hydrolyzing O-glycosyl compounds. The record is from RefSeq and is a predicted model, not a curated record. The transcript is spliced from 6 exons. Gene Ontology annotation, biological process: carbohydrate metabolic process. Bases 1 to 1185 code for a protein of 394 amino acids. Lineage: Eukaryota; Fungi; Basidiomycota; Tremellomycetes; Tremellales; Bulleribasidiaceae.
AUGUUAACUACAGAGAUACCCAAACCAUGGCUCAAGUAUAAGGAUCCGGCGCAUCGUUGGGCAAAGUGGCUGUUCUGGGCGGGAUGGUUGGCAGGGAUAGCAAUCACAGCUGGACUGUGUGUCGAGGCGUACAUGUCCAUCCCAAGGCUCGAGAAUCUCUGCAUGGUCAUGGAGGAUGACUUCUCCGGGAGUACGAUAUCAGACUACUUUUGGAAUCACGAUAUCACUCUUGACGGAGGCAUAAACGGCAAGUUCCAGUGGUCCACCGCAUCUACCAACAACUCCUUCAUCACCGACUCCACCCUCUACCUCGUUCCAACUCUCACCGCCGACCAUCUCGGAGCGGACGCGAUCAUCAAUGGCGCGACGGUCAACCUCACAGCGGACGGUACCUGCUCCUCCAAGAAUGUCUCGCACUGCGCAGUCCAGUCCAACUCUACUCUCGGCACAGUCAUCAACCCAGUCCAAGGCGUCACGCUCCAGAGCAAGUUCUCGAUCCGAUAUGGCAAGGUGGAGGUUGUCGCUAGGCUGCCAACAGGUGACUGGAUCUGGCCAGCUAUCCGCCUCAUGCCCGUCAACGACACCUACGGCGCGUGGCCCAAGUCUGGCGAGAUCGACAUCAUCAACGCACGCGGUAACCGCCCCGGAUACGGCGAGCUCGGUAGCGACUUUAUGCAGUCCGCUGUCCACUGGGGUCCGCACCUGCUCUUCGACUCGUACUUCCGCACGUGGGGUAUCCGGCGAGACAAGGUCAAUGGCUACGCCAGCGGAUUCCGCAAGUACGCGCUCGAGUGGAACGACAAGUACCUCAUGACGUAUAUCGACAACAAGGUCCAGACGGCUCUGACGGUCAAGUUUGAUCAGUCCUUCUGGGACCGAGGCAAAUAUCCUACCUUCUACACGGAUGAGGGCGGGAACAUUGCCAAGCUGGAGAAUCCGUGGUUCAACAGUGUCAACAAGGCAGCUCCGUUCGAUCAGCCCUUCUAUCUCGAGCUCAGUCUCGGCGUCGGCGGUACAUCCACAUACUUCCCCGACAACCUCGGCAACAAGCCAUGGCAAGACUCCUCUCCUCUCGCUGCCUCUGACUUCUGGACUGCCAAAGACCGGUGGCUGCCGACCUGGCCGACGGAUCCCAAGGUGCGGGGGAUGGCGAUCAAGAGCGUCAAGAUGUACAAGACGUGCUAA